GUCCUCAUUCUCCUCAUGCCCUCUCCCUCCGCAGACAUUUGCUCGAGUGUUCCAGGCGGGCCUCGCAGAGUGGUUGCCCCCCCACACCUCCUCGGUGUCGUGCCGGCGGAGGCGAUGCAGCACGCGGUGCCGAGGGUGCCCCUCCACUUGAUCCCGGGCACGCCCGAGGAGGCGCGCGAGCAGCUCGCCCGGCUGCUCCGGGCGCGCCCGGGCAUCGAGGAGGACCUGGGCUGCCGGCCAGGGUGCUCCGACCGGCAGCUCAUCGAGUCCCUCCUCAAGCACGACUCGCCCUUCGCGCUGCUCCGCUCCCUGGGCUUCGACUCCAGCGCCGCCUCCAACGCCUCGUGCUUGCUCAAGGAGUCCAAGCUGACGCCCAGGGUGCGCGACCUCGCGCGCAACAUCGAGGUGAAGCUCUCGCCGGUGCAGCGGCCGCUGCCCACCAGGGGGACCCCCGUGAGGCGGAAGAGCGACAUGGCCGACGUCCCGGAGAGCACCUUCGACUGGCGGAGGGAGGUGCUGGACGUCACGCCCGCCCCCCGCAACGAUGGGCACGUCCCCACCGCGAACCCUAGCGGGCCCCGUCGCGGUUCGGACUGGGGCAGGCAGUCACGAGUUGGCAUUAACAGUGGUACGGCCCGACUGGCCGGGGUAGUGGAACUGCGUGGUGCGCUGCAGGUGCAGCCCCAGGGGAUCUCGGAGAGCUUCGAGUUCGUGCACGUGGAGGCCGUGGAGGGCGACGCCGGCCCGGUGGGGCAGGCUGAGGCCGGCGGUGGCGCCGACGAGUGCGGACUCGGCGCCCCCGCAUUGGACUCCGACCUGCUGGCGCUGGACCUGGCGAGGCUGUGCCUCCAGCAGGGCAUGCCGCAGCUGGCCAAGGUGUACAUGGAGCAGAUCAGUGUCAUCGACGUCAAGGCCGGGGCGCUCCCGACUCCGAUGAUGGCCAGCAUCGUCGAGGGGGACGAGGAGGGCACGGCAGAGAAGGCGGCGGGCCUGACCCACGCGCCAGCGCAGGGUCUGGCUCAGGUCGGCUCGCCCGCGCCCCAGUUCGAGCCGAUCGCGCUGGACACGCCGGCUGGCCUCGCCGACCACGGGGGCGUCGUGCGGGCGGCGCCGGGCGCUGGCCUCCUGGAGCCUCGCUUUGCGGUGGGCCAGCGCGUGAUGUUCGCUGACAACGAGGCUGGCGAGUGGAAUGCGGGCGUGGUGACCUGCACGGGCCCGCUGCUGGUUCGCCCAGAUGGCUACGAGGAGAGUUUCGACUUCGGCUUGGUGGAACCCCUGGACUCUGCGCAGCUGGGAGGUGGCGCAACCGAACGUGCCGGUGUCCAGGACGUCUCGUCUCGCAGCUGUGGUGGCGGCCGCGCGGAGAGCCCCAACGCUUCCGACAACCCUCACACGUCUAAUUGCUCUGGCGCCUCGUCAAACGGUAUGCCGCCCUGGCACGGUCUAGGGACGACCCUCAACACGUGCACGUCGCGCGUGCCGGGGUUCCCCGCCGCCCUGUCCCUGCAGAACGCGAGCGCAGUUGACCGCACAGUACUCUCGUCACCAAAGGCCGGUGCCAUGAUCAAGGGAGCGUCGUGGCUCCCGUGCUGCGUGGCGCGCUAGCAGAGUGCGCCGUCUCUUGCGUGUGCCCUCCCUGACAUGUUCCGCACGGGCAGUGGCCCCCCCCCAGUUCCAGCGGCUCCGGGCCGAAGGCUUCGUGCUCCCGCGCUUCCGGUAGGCGCCGAUGCAGCUGGUGGCGGAAGGCUGCGUCCGAAGAAGAAGAAGAAGCGGCGUAAACAUAAAUGUCCGAUGGUCCGCGCGGAUUUCUUGCAUCCGCGUUGUGCCCCCCUGGCGGCGGCUCCAUCGCCGCUCCUGGUGCAGAUCCAAAAAAACCGCGCGGACCUUCGAAAGUUUGAUUUCUGCCGUUUUUUGUUCCUCUAUGCAUGGUCGUCGGGGGCGGCGUGCACGGAUGCUCUGGCAGUGCAGGGGGUGCGGGUCGUUGGACAUGCCCAGCAUCGAGAGGCGGUUUGAUGAGCACACCUUCUUGGUGAGUGUCGACCGGAUCAGCCUCGCCCUCAAUGACUUCAGCCCCUCUCGCCCUCCUUCUCCCUCUGAUGGCUUCUUUUGCCCUGAAGAUCUCAACCAAUGUCUGCACUUAGUAUUGGGGGCUCUCACUUGCGCUGUAAGUGCAUCAGUGGACAGACUUUCCACCGCUUGCACUGAUAGCCUACACCACGUAACUUACACAUCCAGAGCGCAAGCCGUCAUUGGUUGGGGUCUACGCUAGCAGAGUUUGUUUAUGCAUCAUUGCGUUCACUGCCUCAGGACAUCUUUGAGAAAUCUCCUGAGGUGCGUCCAUGCUCAUGUCUCCGCGAAAUCGGGGAGACUUUCGUGCAACCGACAAAGUCUGGCAUUACUUUGGAGGAUUUUGCCCCAAUCCGAUUGCCUUGCUUGUCUUAGGACUUCCACGAUUAGAUUUGCAUCUGAGCAGGCAGCAUCGGUCAAGCUGGGCUGCCAGCUCUAUCCGGAAUUUGUUUCUUGCCAGUCUUAUGGGACUGGCUGAAUCCAGCCAACCAGUUGGUGAUCAGGCUACGCAGAGGGUUGUCCAGGUGCUCCUCUCCUCGA
Molecule: messenger RNA, 2607 nt
Organism: Prorocentrum cordatum
Lineage: Eukaryota; Dinophyceae; Prorocentrales; Prorocentraceae
Source: the annotation of a GenBank genome assembly